AUGCCUCAACACCAUAGUGUCGGCAAGGAAGAGCCACGUCGCUGGGUAAAGCGCUACCGCACCGAGGUUGCUGCCUCCUCCGCCAGCGUCUUGUCGACAGUCACCGCCUUCCCCCUCGACAGCGUCAAGACUCGCAUGCAAACCUACCCCUAUGAUGGCGCACUGCACUGCGUGAGAACGACCUACAACGCCGAGGGCAUGCGAGGCUUCUUCAGAGGUGUUACCGCCCCCCUCGCCAGUGUCACUCUCGUCCGAACCGUCUCUUUCUCCAUCUACCAACGCUCCAAAUAUAUUUACUCCGAAUGGAUGGCGAAGAAUCUUGGGUUUUGCCCACUUGACCAUGUGAACAAGAACGGCGCCUACCCCAAUUUAGGCACUAUCGCUUGUUUUGGGGCUGCUGGAGCCACGGCUGGUUCCGGUAUCACUCUGAUAGCUUGUCCUUUUGAGUUGACGAAGCUGAGUGCACAAGUAUCGGUAUUGAUGGCGAAUCAGAAAAACAUAGAUCCGAAGAAACAGGCCAUUGCACUCAGUUAUCAUAACAAAGGCACGAUAAAAACACUCCAAAACAUUGUAAAGCACCGAGGCUUCACGGGGAUGUAUACCGGACUAAAUCUACAUUUACUGAGAGAUACCCUUGGAACAGGGAUCUAUUUCGCAACGUACGAGAGCAGCAAGCAGCUGUUAACUACAUUUAGCGGGACGGACGCUCAUAAGAACCCGGUUGCUGUCCUUGCAGCUGGCGCUCUGUGCGGCAUUGUUUCUUGGGCAUUGAUCUAUCCAAUUGAUUCAGUUAAGAGCAUUUACCAGCGGAAUGCUCUGAUGUAUUCUAAAGGCCAAACCGUCCCUAUCCCUAAAAUCCAGUUCUUCCGACGGGACAUGUACCGCGGGCUUGGUGUGUCCAUGGGACGAUCCGCCGCAGUCAACGCAGUGUUCUUUUCCGCAUUUGAGUUCUUCAAGAAGAGGAUCAAUGCUUUAAAGGACACGUGA
Molecule: messenger RNA, 987 nt
Organism: Xylaria bambusicola
Lineage: Eukaryota; Fungi; Ascomycota; Sordariomycetes; Xylariales; Xylariaceae
Product: mitochondrial carrier protein
Exons: 5
Coding region: 1-987 (328 amino acids)
Biological process (GO): transport
Molecular function (GO): transmembrane transporter activity
Source: RefSeq, a predicted model, not a curated record